UAACUCUUCAUCUUCUUCACCCACACCUACCCUAUACAGUUAUUGUCCAUAUUUAUUUUAUCCCCCUCAUCACUCCUUUGGAGAAUCAUUUGCACAUUGCCCGUUAUCCCCUGCGUUAUCUCACAUCAUGGAUGAGAUUGCCCCCGAGUAUGAUGUUGUGGUGCUCGGCACUGGCUUGACUGAGUGUGUGCUGUCUGGUGUUUUGAGUGUCAAGGGAAACAAGGUGCUUCACAUUGACCGCAAUGACCACUACGGCGGCGAGGCUGCUUCUGUCAACAUUGAGACCCUUUUCAAGAAGUACGGCAACGUUCCUGCAGGCGAGGAGCCCUGGAAGAAGUAUGGCCGCGUCAACGACUGGAACAUUGACCUGGUUCCCAAGCUUUUGAUGGCGAACGGCGAGUUGACCAACAUUCUGGUCUCCACCGAUGUCACGAGAUACCUAGAGUUCAAGCAGAUUGCGGGCAGCUACGUCCAGCAAGGAAAGGGUCCCAAGGCUACUGUCGCUAAGGUGCCCUCGGAUGCCGGUGAAGCCCUGCGCUCUUCCCUCAUGGGCAUGUUCGAGAAGCGGAGAGCCAAGAAGUUCUUGGAGUGGGUUGGCGAAUUCUCAGAGAGCGAUCCCUCCACUCACAAUGGCCUCGAUAUUAACCAAUGCACGAUGAAGGAAGUCUACGACAAAUUUAGCUUGGAAGAUAACACUCGCGACUUCAUUGGUCACUCCAUGGCUCUCUACCAAUCCGAUGAAUACUUCCUCAAGCCCGGAGCCGCUCCCGAAACCAUCAACCGCAUCCGCUUGUAUGUUAACUCCAUGGCCCGUUACGGCAAGUCGCCAUACAUCUAUCCCCUUUAUGGCCUUGGUGAGCUUCCUCAAGGCUUCGCUCGUCUUUCUGCUAUCUAUGGCGGUACCUAUAUGCUUAACACCUCGGUUGAUGAGGUUCUCUACGAUGAGGGUGGCAAGGUGUCCGGAAUUAAGGCCACUAUGAAGGACCGUGACAACGAGGGUGAUGCUAUGAGCUUCACUACCAAAACGAAGAAGAUUCUCGCCGACCCCUCGUACUUCCCUGGCAAGGUUCGCGUCACUGGCUACCUGCUCAAGGCCAUCUGUAUUCUCAACCACCCUAUCGAUAAGACCGACGGCAGCGACUCUCUACAGCUUAUCAUUCCCCAGUCGCAGGUCGGAAGGAAGCACGAUAUCUACAUUGCUAUGGUCUCUUCGGCGCACAACGUCUGUCCUAAGGGCUACUACAUCGCGAUCGUCUCGACCAUUGCCGAGAACGAUGCCAACCACCAUAUCGAACUAGAGCCUGGAUUCGAGCGCUUGGGUAAGAUCGAAGAGACCUUCUUCGGCGCUCCUAUCCCUCUCUACGAGCCCCUCGAGAGUGGUGAGAAGGAUAACAUCUUUAUCUCCAAGAGCUACGAUGCUACCUCCCACUUCGAGACCACAACGGACGAUGUCCGGGACAUCUACCGUCGUGCCACGGGCGAAGAGCUGAAGGUUGAAGGUCUCCGGGAAGGUCAACAACUUGCGGAGGAGUAAAUGUGCCUCCAUCAUUUGCAUGUUAGGGUAAAGUAAUUUUUCUUGUCGCUUCGGAUGCGCUUUUUGACUUGAGCCAUAAUUCCUCUUGGACUUUCCUUCACGCUCAUGAAACAUACCACAUACUCUCUUGGACACAGUCCGCUUCCUUGUCUCUAGCGUACCAUAUUAUUAUAGUAGGGACUUAGUGCAUAUGAACCUGGCUCGCAAGUGUAUGGCAUCUGUCUGUCCAUAAGACUGUCUUGAAAACGGG
This is a messenger RNA of Aspergillus saccharolyticus JOP 1030-1, 1784 nucleotides long. Its product is annotated as secretory pathway gdp dissociation inhibitor. NCBI's taxonomy places the organism in Eukaryota, Fungi, Ascomycota, Eurotiomycetes, Eurotiales, Aspergillaceae. The coding region runs from base 128 to 1534 and encodes 468 amino acids. Gene Ontology annotation, cellular component: cytoplasm. The record is from RefSeq and is a predicted model, not a curated record. Gene Ontology annotation, molecular function: Rab GDP-dissociation inhibitor activity. Gene Ontology annotation, biological process: vesicle-mediated transport; protein transport; small GTPase-mediated signal transduction. The transcript is spliced from 8 exons.